AUGAAACAUGCUGCUGCUACACUUGGAUCUGGAAACUUGAGACUAGCUGUGAUGCUUCCUGAAGGAGAAGACCUUAAUGAAUGGGUGGCUGUGAAUACUGUGGAUUUCUUCAAUCAAAUCAACAUGCUUUAUGGGACCAUAACGGAGUUCUGCACAGAAGAUAGUUGUCCAAUAAUGUCAGCAGGUCCCAAAUAUGAAUACCAUUGGGCAGAUGGACACACUGUUAAGAAACCAAUAAAAUGCUCUGCUCCCAAGUAUAUUGAUUAUUUAAUGACAUGGGUGCAAGAUCAGUUAGAUGAUGAAACUUUGUUUCCUUCAAAAAUUGGUGUUCCCUUUCCUAAGAAUUUUCAGUCUAUUGCUAAAACUAUUUUGAAGAGGCUGUUCAGAGUAUAUGCACAUAUCUAUCAUCAGCAUUUCAGUGAAGUUGUCCAAUUAGGUGAAGAAGCACACUUGAAUACAUCUUUCAAACACUUCAUAUUUUUUGUUCAGGAAUUUAGUCUCAUUGAAAGAAGAGAAUUGGCACCCCUGCAAGAACUGAUUGACAAGUUGACAGCUAAAGAAACACGAUGA
Phaedon cochleariae (mustard beetle) is the source of this 570-nucleotide messenger RNA. Lineage: Eukaryota; Metazoa; Arthropoda; Insecta; Coleoptera; Chrysomelidae. The record is from the annotation of a GenBank genome assembly.